CCGCUGCACGGUUCGAGUUACAGUUCUCAUUUUAUUUCUCUCGUGCAUUCCGUCCAGGACGGUUCGUUCUAGUGUUUCGACGAGUGUUUUCGAUUUGGAUACGUUUCAAGUUGCCGCCCGCAGAUCGGGAACGCUCGGGAUCAUUUCCUACCGAACUGUUAGCGGUUGUUUCGAACCAUUUUUGUGUACCACGUGAAUCAGUGUUUCCAACUUUGUGCUUGUCCAGUGGUUUGUGUAACAAGGGAAAACAACACUAAAAAUUGCCCUUCACGGCUUGAUCACCAUCACCGAAAACCGAAGCGUUUUGCGCGGUAUCGGUGGUCAAUUUUGUAAGCCAAUCGUAAAUCAAUAUCUCGAGUGUUUCAAGUGGUUUCACUUUGCUGCGUGCACUAUUCGGUUGUGCUUAAGUGCUCUUUUGCGCCACCAAACCAUCUGCCCGGGUUUUUGUUUCUUUUUUUUUAUUUUGAAUUCUAAUUCCUAAAUCGUGGUGUGCUGUUGGCAAGCUGUGAGCAAGUGUGUAUGAACCGAAAAUGUGUAUAUUUCCAGCAGCAGCUGACUCAAUGUGCUAAACUAAAAACAGUCAUCCAAUAGCUAAUUAGUAACUUCUGGAGACAUCGAACGUCAAGUCAAAAAAAUUCGCGCUAUCGGUCGGUACGAACGAACGCUUCACGAUACCUGCACGAUAGGUGAUACGGGGUUGUUUGGAGGAUCGAAGUGGCGGCCUGUGUGGUUGCUGUGUUACCCGAUGCCCGACGAAAGAUAAAAGCGUGUCGAUAUACGCCAACCCAUCAACCUGCCGCCAGUGCCAGCUUCCUUUUGCGCAUCCACGACACCACGCAUCCACGCAUUCUCGCGACACUCCAAACGAGAGCGGAAGGCGCACGGGCAACCGUGAAAAUCGCCUAAACCAAACGUCGAGCAAAAAAAAACACACCCAUACGCGAUCGUGCGAUCGCGUCUACAGCUUGUGCCGUCGGUCCGGUUCCGGAUUCACACGGUGCGCACAAAACCGGGCGUCCACAAAUUAACCACAGAAUUCACCGCAACGGCAUCGAUUGAAAAUCUCAACCCCCGGUUUCAACCCCCCCCCCCCCUUUUCGUGCCCCUUCGUUACCACACCGGUACGCCACCAUUCACACCCGCGCGUAAAGGCGUCUCUGUCGCGUCAAAGAGUGUGGCUGCCCGCGGUGUCGCGCUUUGUCGUUGCGUUACGACACACACCAAUCACGAACGACGACCGUUGCUUUCGGGGGGACUGUUGCGCACCCGCAAGACCACGAACCCGCCUGCAUACCGCGAUCGUGAUCACUCGCGUACGCACGGUCGAACCGAGCAGUUGAGGUGUAACGCGUGCUUGCUUAACGGAGCAGCUGAAAAACAUUUCCUUUCUUCGCGUCGGUAAAAUUACCGCUUCAUUCUGGGUGCCAAAUUUCCUCAUCCUUAUAGUUGUGGUUGGAAAUUUCCAUUUCGAUUCUAACUUAGAAAAAAAACGGGUGAAACCUCACAAUGAGUAGAUUGAUCGAUAAUGGCUAAGUAGUCGGGGCUUAUGGUUGGCUCUUGCGCUCGGUAAAACACAACCCGGUGAAGUUGCGUGUGCGAAAUGUAAUAGUUAGCCACGCGAGCUGUUCUUCCGCGAAUGGACGCAACUACUACAUGAAAAACCCAAAACAUGUCUUUGAUUGACAUUUGAUCGAUCACCGAAAACCGAUCUAAAGGAAGUGCCGCUUAUGAGUGAUGAGUGUAGGAAUUGUUGAGAGUUUUCCCGAAAAUUCCCAUUGACUCCCUGUUGGCAUUAGUGAGUGAUAAGUGAAUUAUCCUUAGAAUAAUUCUUAAGUGUGAAAACAGCAGUGUAUUAUAAGAAAAAUAUUUAAUUUAAAGAGAAUAAAAUAAGUAAAAAGUGCUCUUGUGGAAGUAAAAGGAAAAGUGUAAUUGUAAGGAAACAUUGUGACGUUGAUGGUGUACCUUAUGUUUAGUGUUUAUGAAGUUUCCACCUAACAGAUAAGAACGAAUGUGUAAAAAAAUGAGUUCAUCUAUAGCGUUGUACAUUUUGCCGCUGAUUUUAUUUAUUGUUCCUUCUGCCUCUAAAUAUCAAGGUCUUUACACACACCACCUAGACGAGGGUGUGAGUUUGAUCGUUCCAAGAAAAGUUAAUCAACACGGCAAAGUUCUUUCACAUGAGUUAACACACCAUCACGCAACUGCACAAGAUGAGUCCAGCCGAAGGCGAAGGCGCCGUAGUACGGAAGAAUAUAAUCCUUCUCAGCAACUUCACUAUCAUAUCGAUAUCGAAGGUGAAACGCAUCAUCUGGAACUUGAACCAUCGACGGCAACGUUUGUUGCGCCUUUAAUGGUGAUCGAGCGACAUCGGCGCGACGUCCACACGCGUGUACGUCCGAUGAGGCACAUCAACUGUCACUACCAAGGCCAGAUCCGAGGUCACGACCAAUCGCGAGUGGCGCUAUCCGCAUGCAAUGGGCUGGUCGGUGUGUUAAGAACCAAUCGGACAGAAUACUGGAUAGAACCGGCAAAAAAUAUCUCCCCAGGUCCGAAUGGAGAACAUCCCCAUGUAGUCUUCAAACGGUCCAACGUCAAAGAGACACCCUCGAAGAAAAACACACGGUCCGCCAACAAAAAGAAGAAAAGAAAGCGCAAGAAGCGUCAUUUAAGUAACUGCGGCACCAGGGAACCCCGCCGUUUGACGGAAACACGGCUAGAAUGGCAACAUCAGGGCAAGGUGCUCGUACAAGGCGGACGCAAAACGCGCCUUCCCCAUGCCGAACCGUCCACCUCCAACUACGGUUUGCACCCGGGAACAGCGCGUGAAGAAAGUGAGCGAAAUAUGAUAAAACCCGUCGGCAAAAGUAAGCGAACGCGGCGUAGCAUUAGUAAGCCGCGCCAUGUCGAGGCGCUUGUGGUGGCCGACCAUUCGAUGGUGCAGUUUCACCAGGACGUCGAUCUACAGCAGUAUCUGCUGAUGAUCAUGAAUAUGGUAUCAUCGCUGUACAAAGAUCCAACGAUUGGGAACUCCAUCCAGGUAACGGUGGUUAAAAUUAUCAUACUGGAGGAGGAGGACUCGCAUGCCGAUUUCAACGUGACGCACAUGGCCAGCAAUACCUUGGAGAACUUUUGCCGCUGGCAGAGAAGCCUUAAUCCCAAACCGGACGAAGAUCCACACCAUCACGACGUUGCGAUUCUAGUGACGAGAAAGAACAUCUGCUCCAACUAUGGAUGCGCAACCCUCGGUGUGGCCAAUGUAGGCGGCAUGUGUCGGCCGGACAAAUCGUGCAGUGUCAACGAGGACAACGGCAUCACUCUGGCGCAUACGAUAUCCCACGAGCUCGGUCACAAUUUUGGAAUGUACCAUGAUACGGCGAAAACUGGUUGCGAUCACCGUAUUGGACCAAUACUGCACAUCAUGACACCAAGCUUCGAAGCGGACACGAUGCAGGUAUCGUGGUCCAACUGCAGCCGGCGCGAUAUUACCCACUUUCUCGAUCAGGGUCUUGGCAAGUGUCUGGAGGAUGCUCCCAGCCAGGAGGAGUACGAAUAUCCGGAACUUCCGCCCGGCGCUAUGUACAACGCAGAUCUCCAGUGUCGGCUGCAGUUCAACUCGACCGAUGAGGAUAUGACCGUGUGCUCGAAGUUGGACGAAAUCUGCACCCAGCUCUGGUGUUUGGUGGGUGAAGUUUGUACCACGAUGUUACGACCGGCCGCUCCCGGUACUAACUGUGGUCGGCGCAUGUGGUGCCAGAAUCAAAAGUGCGUUGAAGUUGAGGAGCUACCGGCACCGGUCGAUGGUGGUUGGGGUGAUUGGAGUCCGUGGAGUGAAUGUUCUCGAACGUGUGGUGUUGGCAUUGCUAAGCAAACGCGCGAAUGUGACCAUCCCUCACCGGCACAUGGUGGAAUGUUCUGCAUCGGUGAACGGGCUCGGUACAAAACAUGCCACGUUCAGGCAUGUCCGCUAGGUACGCCCAGCUUCCGAGCGGAACAGUGCUCCUCGCACGAUAACGAUACGAUCAAGGGCGAAAAAUACAACUGGUUGCCUUAUUUCGACAAAAAUGAACCGUGCGAACUGUACUGCAGCAAUACGGAAGACACAAUGAUUGUACCGUUCGGUGAUACGGCCGCGGAUGGCACCUUCUGCAACCUGGGUACGAAUGAUAUGUGCAUCGGAGGUAUCUGCCGUAAGGUUGGUUGCGAUUGGGUGGUCGAUUCGAACACCACCGAGGACAGGUGUGGCGUGUGCGGAGGUGUCGAUGACACGUGUUUCGUGAAGAAGGGUGAAAUUGUCAAGAAAAUCAACACCACCGAUAGUAUGCACAGCGUGCUGAUGAUCCCUGCUGGUGCCCGGAAUGUACUGAUCGAAGAGAUAUCUCCGUCCAAGAAUUUUAUCGGCAUUGGUCGAUCGGGAGGAAAUGAGUGCUAUCUCAACUGUAAUCAUUUUAUUCAACUCCCUGGAGAGUACGAAGUGGCCAACAGUUUGGGGCUUUAUGAGAGGGAAAAUGAACAAGAACGACUUAAAAUUCCCGGCCCGAUCAUGGAAGAUGUGCAUGUGUUUAUUGUCAUCAAGAAGAAGAACAAUCAUUUUGGAAUCCGGUUCGAGUAUACACUUCCUUCGCAAAACAGCAAAAAUCAAUCCACCUACUACUGGAAGCUGACCGACUGGUCCGUCUGCUCAGCGACAUGCGGUGGAGGGAAACAGUACCGCGAGUCAAUCUGUUAUCAUCUUGGGAAGGGUGUAACCAAGGAAGAACUAUGUCUGCGCCAUGCAUUUGGCAAACGUCAUGAACCAAUCGUGCGCGACUGCAAUGAUGAUCCGUGUCCGUUCAACUGGUGGGUUGGUCCGUGGCAACUAUGUCCAAUAACAUGCCGCAAACCGGCCAGGCCUGUCCCGAUACGUAGACGAUCGAUUCUUUGUGUGGAUUCCAAUUCGAAUGCUAGAUCGGACAGCCAUUGUAACAAUAAACCCCGUCCACACGACAAUGAACCGUGCGGUGAAGAAUUGCCACUGUGCCAAGAGAUUCCACGAGCCACCAGCCAGGAAACGGAACGUCCGGAUACGGUACCGCCGCUUGAGGAACCGAAUCUGCCCGAUCUACCCUCACCCUCGACACCAGCUGACUAUGAGGUGAACAACAGCAUCUGAAACUACGGUUCGAACGAUUCGCGAGUAGUGACGUCGGAACAGCGCUACUUAAUGGACUCAUUUGUUCAUGAGCUAGUAGAGAGAGGAUAUGUUAUAUUAACAUCUAUUGUACUGCUCUUUAUCCGUAUCUUCGUUUGCUGAGCAGCAGUGGCCGCACGGCUCAGCUCACACGUUUUACGUACAGGCAACUAUAUACUCAGUACAAACCUGCAUGCAAUUGUGAGGCGCGGUCAGCAUCUGCAUAUUGCCGGCUGCGACGCCUUCUUCUAAACGCUUUUACGUACAUACGUGUUUAUAUGAAGUAUUUUGUGGACAGAGUAUGAGUGUGUGUUUUUUAUUGUAUUUAAUAAAAGUUUAUUUAAUAGAAUAAAUAGUACGGUUGACUGGU
Messenger RNA from Anopheles funestus (African malaria mosquito), 5534 nucleotides. It is a transcript of the gene AdamTS-B, whose product is annotated as A disintegrin and metalloproteinase with thrombospondin motifs 7. Gene Ontology annotation, molecular function: metalloendopeptidase activity. Gene Ontology annotation, cellular component: extracellular matrix. The record is from RefSeq and is a predicted model, not a curated record. NCBI's taxonomy places the organism in Eukaryota, Metazoa, Arthropoda, Insecta, Diptera, Culicidae. Bases 2009 to 5146 code for a protein of 1045 amino acids. Gene Ontology annotation, biological process: extracellular matrix organization; proteolysis. The transcript has 13 exons.